CGUGUGAGUGUGUGUGUUCUCGUGUUUGAACGUGCAUGGUAACGGAGUAUGAGCUUAGGGGAAGCGUGGAUGCAUGUGAUUUCGUGCAUGUGUGGGUGUGUAAGCUGUGAGACGCUCUGAGCUCUGAGGAGGUGAGCUGCAGAGUGUGCAUGUGUGUGCGGGUGUGUGUUUGGCGGAUUUUGAUCUUUUUGGUCUCACCUGUUGGAGCGAGAGACGGAAGAGCACUGGAUGUCCACGGACGAUGGAAGGAUGAGAGAGGGAGGGAGUGAACACUCCAUCCUGACACCUAGGGAUGCAGAAAUGCAGGAAAACACUCUGCCCUCUUCCACAUUCUGUACAUGAUCUCACAGAAGCUGAGGAUUGCCUAGUUUUGCUCUGAUUGACAGCUGAACGUGUAAUGACCUCCUGAUGGCUGUGAAGUCUCAUCCUCCGGAUUGGAGCUUGUGAUCUCUUGAGCACAGGCUUUAAGGCCCACUAUGACGUCAUCAAAAAGACACUGCAGCAAGCACCUGGAAUUCGUCUGUAUUGCGUCUGUGGGAGUCAGCAUUUGAAAUAAGAGCGGUGAUGAGAGUGUCGCUGCACAGCCCUGCCUGUUGUACCCCCUUGACUCUGAAAUGGACAGCAGCGCGGGGUCCGAGUCGUAUGACGGUCGCCAUGACGAUAAAGAAGAAGGCCUCGGCAGACUCUUUCUACCUGGAAACAGUUCGUGUCAGCUCGUCUCGUCGGCGGCGGCAUCCGUCAUUUCAGCCGAGGAGCAGUUUGAAGACUACGGAGAAGGAGAAGAUGUGGAGUUUAUUCCUAGUAGCCCUUGUGCUGAUGAUGAUACACGGACUAACAGAUUUUCGGACCUGGGCUCCUCACUGCCUUCCAGUGCCGGUCAUACACCUCAGAAAAUCCGACACUUUUACAACAGCGAGCUGCUGGAUGUUUACUGCUCUCAAUGCUGUAAGAAAGUGAACUUGCUCAAUGACCUUGAGGCUCGACUCAAAAACCUGAAAGCCAAUAGUCCAAACAGGAAGAUUUCCAGCACAGCUUUUGGAAGGCAGCUUUUCCAUCACAGUAAUUUCAGCAGCAGUCAUGGCAGCACCGAGGAUUUAUUCCACGAUAGUAUCGACUCCUGUGACAUUGACAUUACUGAGAAGGUGAGUUACCUGGAGAAGAAGGUGUCAGAGCUGGAGAAUGACAGCCUGGCAAACGGAGACCUGAAAUCCAAACUGAAACAGGACAACACACAGCUGGUUCACAGAGUACAUGAGCUGGAGGAGCAGAUUAAGGACCAAGAGACUCGGGCAGAGCAAAGUUUGGAGGAGGAGCUGAAGAGACACCGAGAGGUUUACAGCAAGAUGGAGAAAGACAAGAGCAACCAAAUAGAGCUGCUUUCUAACAGAGUACAGCAGCUAGAGGAGGAGAACUCUGAGAUGAAGGUGAACGUUUGCAGAUUAAAGUCUCAGACUGAGAAACUGGACCAGGAGAAACAGCGCAUGACUGAUAAACUGGAAGACACGAGCCUGCGUCUAAAGGACGAGAUGGAUCUGUAUAAGAAGAUGAUGGACAAACUGUGGCAGAACAGACACGAAUUUCAGAAAGAAAGAGAGGCCAUGCAGGAACUGAUAGAGGACCUCCGUCGGGAGCUGGAGCAUCUGCAGAUGUUUAAGUUAGAAACGGAGAAACCCGGGCGUGGUAGAAACUCCCUGUCUGAAUUCAGUGCUCGAACACGCGAGAUCGAACUUGAGCAUGAAGUCAAACGCCUGCGACAGGAAAACCAUAAACUGCGGGACCAGAACGAUGACCUGAAUGGACAGAUUCUCAGCCUGAGUCUGUAUGAGGCAAAAAACCUCUUUGCUUGCCACACUAAAGCACAGAGUCUCGCCACUGAGAUUGACAAUGCGUCCAGAGAUGAGUUGGUCGAGGCUCUGAAGGAGCAAGAGGAAAUCAACUUCCGUCUCCGGCAGUACAUGGAUAAGAUCAUCCUGGCUAUACUGGACCACAAUCCCUCCAUCCUGGAAAUCAAGCACUAGACCCAUCCUGAUGAAGUGGCGGUUGGAGCCACUUUGUGGCUGGGGGAGUAAGACACUUGACUAUUCCACUCCACAUCUGGAUCAGGAGAUAAAAAAAACCUGAUACAUCUAGAAUAUAAUGUCAAAUAUAUUCUUCAUUAUACAUUCAAUUUUGUGUACACACACUUAACUCUUUCGAUUACAGUGUACACUCGCGUCACUGUUUUGAUUGCAGUGUACAACCACUUCACUGUUUUGAUUGUGUCUCUUAUCUCACACAAUGUAGUUUUUCACUAAAGUCAGUCCAGGAUGGUUUCUUGUUAUUAGUUAAAAGCAGCAAGGAGUAAAAACCAUAGUACUAAAAGCACUUUGGCUAAUUUAACUUCCACUUUGCAUGAAACUAAACAUCUGGUUAGUUCAUGUCUCUGAUCAGACAGAACGCAACGAACCAAUAUUACACACCGUUCUCUUAAUCGUCCGUCAAUCUGCAAUGAGUAGCACCUUCUUCUUACUGAAAUAUGAGUUUUAUUACCUCAGCAUGCAAAAGUCUAGAUAAAUAAACUCAAUGCACCUCAAGACCACCACUCUGAAAUAUGUCACGUUACAAAAGAAAUAUGAUUGAGAAUUAAGAUCAGUUGUAACAUAUAUAGAAUGAAUCUCGCUCCUAAUAAUAAAAAAUAUAUUAAAAUGGUUCAAUGAAGCAGCACAUCAGUGUGCUAGAGGACCGUCCUGAGCCAUAAUCAGUUAUUAGACCUUACUAUUAUUACCAUUAGACAGGGUUCUUUGGCACCUUAUGCCCGAUAAGACAGGUUUUCGACCGCUGAUAUAACUGCCCGUGUGUGUGUGUGUGUGUGUGAUGUAGAAUGGAUGCUUUGGGGAAAUACGAUUUCCUUUCUGUGGCAAUAAGCAAAUGCUUCACCGUUGCCCUUCAGCUAGAAUCCCUGAACACAUCAUGUAUCCUAGCAAGAAUACAAAAUAAUCACAAUACAAUACGUUAAAGUAAAAUUAAAAUAAACUUGAAUGAAAUAACAUUGUCUCCAACACAGCAAUCUUGGACAUUAUUAUUAUUAUUAUUAUUGCUUUAUAUUAUUGUUGUUGUUUGACUAAUAAUGUUAAUAACAACAACAAUAAUAAUAAUUGCAUUAAACACGUUUCCAAUGUGAUUAAAAAACUAAUUCCUAGAAUAAAAUAUAUCAUGGAAUAAAAGUGAUCAAAGCAAACUGAAGCACAUGCUAAGCGGCUAGGUGGAAAGAGCUGAUUGACAGAGCAAUAUGUAUCACCUCGUUUUUAAACAUUGUUGGCUGUAUUGUCGGAACGUUAGCUCACUUGGCUGCUGUAGUAGACCCUCACGUCUCACAUACGUUGCUUGUGUAGUCAUGUUAGUGUUAGUUGAGUGUAUGAUUUCUGUCAGUUCACUAACACCCGAUUCAUCACUUCAUGUUGCCUUGGUGUUCAAUGCCGUGUUUAUCUGAGAUUUUUUACCUCUCCUUUCUCUUUUUUGUGGGCUGGUUUAUGUGUGUCAUGUUUCUGAAGCAUCAUAUAAUUAGCAACAGGGCACAUGCUCCUUUAAGAUUCCUUUGAUAUUGACUUAAAAUUAUGCGACAGUGGCCUGUCAGGGGAAGUUAUAGGAAUUUUCUGGAUUGUAAAUGUUUCAUCGAAUUAUGCAUUUGCACAAAGCAGGAUUGUUUACAGCAUAUUGUGUGUCUCCAAGCGGAUACGGGAUACAUUCUUAAUUAUUUUGAGAGAAAAAGAUAGAAAUAAUACGACAGAUUAUUUUCGUACAGAAGUGUAAAAGGUGUUCAACCCCUAAAACAGCAACCUUUCGUAUUUUUUCUAAUCUCCUAAUCCAUUUUUCGAAAUAGGUCAGGACUAAAUAGUUGCUGUUUCAUUAAGAAUAAUAAUUAGACAUGAAAUGUAGUCUUUGAGACAGAGACACUGAUGUAAAAGUACAUUAGGCUGUUUAAUCAGCAGUAAUUACACUUCAAUUACCCUUCAUCAAUCAGAGGAAGCUGUGUGUCGAAGAGUAAAAUAAAGAGUAAUCGACCUUCCAGCAAUAAAAUGCUUCAUAUUUCAUUACAUGUGUCUAGAAGAGCUGAUGGAUGUUACGUCACUCAUGUUGUUUGUGCUAGCUACUUAGUGACUCGUUAGCUGUGUGGGGCGUGUUCUAAAAAGUAGCUUCAAGUGGACUUAACAGGGGUAAAUAGAUGUACUAUGAAGUAGUACUGGUUGCCAUGGUAAUUGUGGUAAAAAUGCGUGGCGUUUUCCACUUGACAACUAAUCAGUUUUUCUGUUGCUAAAAAGAAACAUUCCGUUAAGGUAAUUGGUUUGUGUAUAAACUUCAGCAGUGUUAAUCUGCAUCAUGUUAUCUACUCUUUUCACUACCGUUGGUACUCAAUGCACAUUCCAAUUCGAUCCAUAUUUGCGUAAAGUUCAACUUUGAUCAUCUUGGUCGCAUCGCCGGACACGUCCAUUUUUAUGAUGUAGAUAUGUGAAAACUCUCACUGCUUGAGAAAUUCUCUCAAUACAAAAAAAAAGUCAGUUGAAUCAACCGGCUGUGUAUAGCAUUGCUAGAAGAAGUUAGCAUUUUAGUGUAUAAGAUAUUAACAUGUAAGACAAUGUCAUACUCAACAUUCUAAAACACAAGCGUAUUUAUAGUUAAACACACAACUAAAUACACACAUAAAGACUCACAUAAAGAAGCCUUCAGUUCUCACUUGUUUUAGUCGGUUUAGUGAGACCAAUGGGAUUAAAGAUAAGCUAAAACAGUGCAGUCGUGUACACCUUACAAAUAAAGGAUGUGUCCCUUUGGGUAAGAUGAAUAUACUAUACAAUCAAAAAGUGUUCUCACUGUAAAUGUCAUGAAUGUAUCACCUCUGUUUUUUAAACCACCUUUUGUUUACUUUUUAUUUAUAUAUUAAAAAGUCACCUGAAUGACAGCAUUGCAGAUGACUGUGUAGUUCAGAUUACUGCAACCACAGAAACGCACACUAUUGCACAAAUCGCAUGUAAUUAGCUUGUUUUAUGUUUGCGUUCUAUUUCUGUCUUUUAAUAACAUUUUAAUAGGAACUUUUUUUGGAUAUAUAUACAAAUAUCAGUCCCUCCAGGGUUGCACAGUUGAUGCUUGAAUUUGCUGCUUUUAUUUUUUUUUUCAAAACAUUUUUUUUUUUGUGUGGAAAACGAACGUGUGAACGUGCAAAAGCACAGGAUUCUUCUCCUUCCUGUACAUUACAUAUGUAAUGACUUCCUGUGACAGCAGUAACUCAUGUUCAACGCACGUGCAGCAGAUGAAUGUGUUGUGAUGACGUCACACGACACGUCUUGGCCCGAAUCUGCAGAAAAUCUGAGGUCAAUUUUAAUUUUUUUUAAUUAAUUUUGCGUGCAUUUCUGAAAUCCUGGGGGAACUAAUAUACUCUAUUCAUCCAUAGAUAAUUUGCAUCGUAGCAUUGUUGGAAAACUGUACAGUUUGUAUUUAUAUACACACACACACACACAUAAGCAAAUGAUGUUUUUUUUUGUUGUUUUUUUACAGUUUUAGCAUAAAAUAGACAUUUUUAUUAUUUGUGUGUGUGUUUAGGUUUAUUCUUUGUUCUAUACAGCAAAGAGAAUUUUGUAAUUAUAGCUGAAUCCUCAUAUGUUAAGAUGAAAUAAAAGUUCUGUCAUUUAACUUAUUUUAAGCAGUUAGUAAUAACGUCUUAUCAGAACGUCACAUUCGAUGUUUUGUGCAAAUUUUGUGCAAAGGUCCAGUGUUUGCACUAAUAACUCUGCGUAUAGAUAAAUACAGGUAAUUAUGCUAUAUUGUUUGUUUAUUUUUGUAAAUGCCAAACAAAAAACACUUUCACUAACUGAUAAUUUUAGCAGCAUUUGUUUUUUUUGUACUGAUUUGAUAGAUGCUUCUUCACCGCCCACAGUCUCAAGUUUUUGCUAUAUAAAAAAGAAAAUAAAUCCAUGUUCAUGAUCUAGUGACAAACUGCAAAUGGAAAACUAUAAUAAAAGCGUUUGCAUUAGCAUGAAUUGGCGUUAU
Molecule: messenger RNA, 6018 nt
Organism: Tachysurus vachellii
Lineage: Eukaryota; Metazoa; Chordata; Actinopteri; Siluriformes; Bagridae
Gene: rab11fip4a
Product: RAB11 family interacting protein 4 (class II) a
Exons: 15
Coding region: 615-2018 (467 amino acids)
Biological process (GO): regulation of cytokinesis; endocytic recycling
Cellular component (GO): cleavage furrow; midbody; recycling endosome membrane
Molecular function (GO): calcium ion binding
Source: RefSeq, a predicted model, not a curated record